This is a messenger RNA of Fulvia fulva, 1617 nucleotides long. Its product is annotated as Histone-lysine N-methyltransferase SMYD3. Gene Ontology annotation, cellular component: nucleus. The transcript has 4 exons. The record is from RefSeq and is a predicted model, not a curated record. The coding region runs from base 1 to 1617 and encodes 538 amino acids. Gene Ontology annotation, molecular function: protein binding. NCBI's taxonomy places the organism in Eukaryota, Fungi, Ascomycota, Dothideomycetes, Mycosphaerellales, Mycosphaerellaceae.
AUGGCUACAUCUCCGAGCGUUGCGGUACAUUCCUCCCCACUGUCCGGCAAUGUUCUGUUCUCUACGAAACUUUGCCAGCCGGGAAACGUUUUGGUGUCAAAAGAGCGACCGGCUCUGGCCAUCCUCGGUGAAGACGAACUGCCAUAUACUUGCUCGUGGUGCUUCAUAUAUUCCCCACUGCCCCUCGUUUGUCGGGGAGGCGACAGCUUCAAUGGUCUGGAUGGCGGUCGUUGUGGACGCUGUCGGACUGUAAGAUACUGUAGCAAAGCAUGCCAACAGGCAUCGUGGAGGGCCGAUCACAAACACGAGUGCAAGGCUUUUGAAAGCAUAUCAGAGCCAUGGCCUAUAGCCAUCAGGGUAGGUGCCCGGAUUCUUCGCAGCCUUCAGAGUGGAAAGCCUACCUUCAAGCAGUUUUUCGAGCGCAAGUCUCAUAUAUUGACGCUGAAGCACACUCAACGUGAGAAGUACGAGUUGUACCAAACAAUGGCGCACGAUGCUUGGGAACUGGCCGACUGUCCUUCUGACUAUAACAUCGAGGCAGCGGAGCAUCUGAUGUCCUUGCUGCUUUGCAACAGCCUCACCCUCACCACACCUGCUGAUGACCCACUGGGUCUCGCAGUCGAGCCGCUGAUAAGCAAUGCGAACCACUCUUGCACACCAAACGCUUGCAUCGUUUUCGAAGGACCUCGCAUGCAGCUCAGGUCGUUCCAGCAGAUACAGCCCGACGAAGAGAUUGUGAUCAGCUACGUUGACCAGCACGGCCUCUUCCAUGCUCGGCAAUCUGCCCUCCGGCACCGUUACCACUUCGCCUGCACUUGUUCAAAGUGCAAGCUUGGGAUUCAAGCACCUCUACAACAGUUCCUAGCGGCCUCCGACAAGAUUUCGAAUGUCAGCAAGCAAGAAGCUGAUGCCCUACUGGAGAAGCUGGUCGCCGAUCCGACCCUGGCAGAGCAUCAUCUGGGAGAUUCCACCUCCGAGCGUCAGCUUGCCGCACUUCAAGCUCACGGGCACACCAGUUUGCGGCCCAGUCGAUCUCUGUACCAGGGCGACGCGAGCAAUGUCUUCCUGAAAGCCAUGCAAGCCUGUACCGCGACUGAAAUCUGGCCGGACACGAGGCCACCACUUCCGGCUCUCUACCAUAGCUACCUGCACCGACGACUGGGCAACGAAGACCUGUCCCAGGCUCUACUGGCUGCCAUGAAGCUUGUCUUCGUCAUUGACUCUGUGCUGUAUCCACAGGAGUUUCAUCCGGUACGAGUGGUGCACGCCUUUCACCUUGGUUCCGCGGCCAAGGCUCUCCACGUGACCAAGCACCCUAUCUGUCGAAGACUGGAACGACUUGAUAUUGACCUCGACAUACUGUUCGAUGGACUGAUCAUACAUCUAGAUGAAGCCAUCGAGAAGAGCCACGGACGUGAUUCACAGUUGGGGAUGCUGAUAGGAAAGAACAUGAACUUCCUCAAGAGUAGUAGAGCUCCGAUCAUGGCGAUGUUCGGGUGGACCGAGGAACAGUGGGCGCUCAAUAUGAGUGUCCAGGUGGCUGCCAAUUGGAUGAAGGUCGAGAAGGUGGCGAAGAAUAUCACCGUUGAGCCAGCUGGGUUGCGAUUUGAAGGCUGA